AGGCCAGCGCGGGAGGACUGAACUGGAGCUGGCGAAGGCCCCGGCCGAAGCUCGGGGUAACUUAACGACUGAAGCUCAUUGUAACCGUACCAGGUUCGACUUUCAACUGACCGAACCUUGAAACAUCACCGACCUCCAAAUUGAAGUCUAACGAAUUCGCAUCGGCAACCACAUCAACAAACCGCUCCCGGCAUAUUGUUAUUGUGUCUUGCAUAUAGUGUUGAUCGUAAUCCUACCGCCAAAAUGUCGCAAGUCCACGCCCUGUCCGACGACCAGGUCGGGCAGGAGCUCCGCAAGAUGACGGCGUUCAUCAAGCAGGAGGCCAUGGAGAAGGCGCGCGAGAUCGAGAUCAAGGCCAACGAGGAAUUCGCCAUCGAAAAGUCCAAGCUGGUGCGCCAGGAGACCGACACCAUCGACAGCCAGUACGAGAAGAAGUUCAAGCAGGCCACCAUGUCUCAGCAGAUCACCCGGUCGACUGUCGCCAACAAGACACGUCUCAAGGUCCUCGGCGCACGCCAGGAGCUGCUGGACGACAUCUUUGAUGCCGCGCAGAAGCGCCUGGCCGAGGGCACCAAGGACAAGAAAAAGUACCAAGAGAUCCUGAAGAACCUGCUCCUCGAGGGCUUCUACGCCCUGCACGAGCCGCAGAUGCAGGUUCGCGCCCGCAAGGCCGAUUAUGACAUUGUCAAGAGCGCAAUUGAUGCCGCCGCCAAGGAAUAUAAGCAGAAGGUCGGCUCGGAGAUCAAGGUGACGAUCGACGAGAGCAACCCCAUUGCUGAUGGAAGCACUGGCGGUGUUGCUAUUCUGGCCGGUGGUGGCAAGAUUGAGAUUGACAACACAUUCGAGGCAAGAUUGUCCAUUCUCAACACCAGUGCACUGCCUGCGAUGAGGGAGGCUUUGUUUGGAAAGAACCCGAACCGCAAGUUCCACGACUAAGAGCGAGAUUAUUCCAACAUAUAUCAUAUUCCUCCAGCAUAACAUCACCUCAUAUUGACUUCUGCCCGACAAUUUUCUUGCAUUACGGGGCGCUUGCCUAGUCUUUGUCUGUAUGAUACAGUACCUCGUGGGGGCCUAGCACCUUUCGAGGCCUGCUGCAAACGAGAUCAUCCCAUUUCAGUCUUGGUAUCCGUCAUCACGUGAAUUGUGUCUUCCCGUUUCACGAUCGCCCCUAAUCUUGCGCUGAACAUUUUCCUAAUGUCUUGUCCAACAGGCUCUUCCUCCUCUGUACUGUAGAUGUUUGACUUGGGUGGACGUCUUGUGCGUACAGUGUACUUGAGCCU
This is a messenger RNA of Pyricularia oryzae 70-15, 1280 nucleotides long. Its product is annotated as V-type proton ATPase subunit E. Gene Ontology annotation, biological process: proton transmembrane transport. NCBI's taxonomy places the organism in Eukaryota, Fungi, Ascomycota, Sordariomycetes, Magnaporthales, Pyriculariaceae. Gene Ontology annotation, cellular component: proton-transporting two-sector ATPase complex, catalytic domain. The transcript has 3 exons. The record is from RefSeq and is a predicted model, not a curated record. Gene Ontology annotation, molecular function: proton-transporting ATPase activity, rotational mechanism. The coding region runs from base 244 to 936 and encodes 230 amino acids.